CAUUCCUUAAAAUUAAUCAAUUAUAAACAUCAGAGCAUCGCAAUAUUAUGAAUAUGUUUUAAACAUGUAUAAGUAGUAUUAUUUUAGUUUACUUUCUGACAUAAUUGUAUUUUAAAUUGUAUUAUUUAUAAUAAUGAAAAUUUCUUGUAUAAGUGAGCGAGAUAUAUAUAUAUAUAUAUGUAUACAGUAUGUGCGACAAUCGAUGUCAGUUAUUUCACAGAGAAAAUUACAGGAAAGAAGAAUAUUUACGAAUGAAAUGGUUUAUAAAAAAUCAACAAAAAUUGAUAGAUAAUUUAGGUAUUACUACAAAGACUACAGCACUAAUGAAAUUGAAAAGUUUUGAAAAAGAAGCAUCCAAAAAAGAUUAUAAAAUUGAGCCAAAAAUAAGUAAAAAAUACAUGCCAACGACAUGGAGAUCACCAAAUAUCAUCGAUGGUUCUGUAAAUCUCAAUAUAAUGAAACCAAUUGAACGAGAAAUACGUGAUAUUCUUUAUGAACAAGGAAUUCAAAGUUUUAUUAACAAAGAUCAUUAUUUUCAUAAAAGAUUACAGAAAUUACCAGAAGAUCGUUUUUAUUUUCCUGAUUGUACCAAUUGGCUUUACGGAUGGCGUCUCAAAGAUUACAGUUUACCUUCUAUUAGUAAAUUUGGUAAAAAAUCUAUUAUGCAGUCACAAUUUUAUCAACGUACUGCAUCUUGUCUACAACGUGACCCAGACUGGUAUCAAAAUUGUCAAACAACUAAUCCAAAAAAUUUCAAUGAUCUAUUGACUUAUUAAUUUUUUAUUCUAACAAUUCAAUAAUUAUCAAGUUGUUUUUUUUUUCAUUCAUUUGUUGUUUGGGAACAAAUUGAUUCGAAAGGUAAUACA
Messenger RNA from Polistes dominula (European paper wasp), 866 nucleotides. RefSeq names its product protein SPMIP1. The record is from RefSeq and is a predicted model, not a curated record. NCBI's taxonomy places the organism in Eukaryota, Metazoa, Arthropoda, Insecta, Hymenoptera, Vespidae.